CGUCAUCCCGGCGGCGCUGUCUGAGAGAGAGUUAGAGAGAGAGAGAGAGAGGGACGCACUGAACACUGACGAACCUGGACGGGACGAGUGGCCCCCAUCCAUCACCGCCAUGGGAUGCAGCGCCGCGCCCCCGCGCUACCUGAAGCCGGUCCACCUGGACACGCGGACUAUAAAGCAGUGCAGUUGAGGCUGCCGCUGCACCACAGCUCCUCUCCUCCCCGAGCCGAGCAGGAGGAGGAUGACGAUGAUGACGACGAUGAUGACGAUGACGAUAAUGAAGAGGAGGAACAUCUAAGGAUGAGAAGUGUUUCUCCAGCAGACAACUUGGACCGAGACGUUUGCGCGACCCUCCUCCGUGUUUAGCUCCCCAGGACCAUGUCGGCCCUGUGUGUGUCUGCAGUGCUCUUAUGUUCAGUGAUGGUGAACAUCUCUGCUCGGGUUUUGACCACGAUCAGCGCAGCUGACUAUUCAAUCCUCUCACCUCGCCACUAUCGGCACACCGACCCGGACUCGGGCACCCAGCUGGUCUGUGACAAGUGCCCGGCAGGCACCCACGUGUCGGCCCACUGCACCCCGACGGCCGUAAGGGAGUGCAGCCGCUGCCCCGAAGGCAGCUUCACACGUGGCGAGAAUGGGAUGCAGAAAUGCCAUCCUUGUCGAGCUGUGUGCCCUGCAGGCUUCAUGGAGAAAGCCAUCUGCAGGCCCAUCCAGGACAGAGUCUGCACGUGUCCCCCCAACAGCUUUUUGUCAGGGGAUGGCGUCACAGAGUGUAAGCCACACUCGCUGUGCCCGCCAGGGACCAGGGUGAAAAGGCGGGGCAGUGAAACAGAGGAUGUGCUCUGUAAGCCGUGCACCAAAGGGACUUUCUCAGAUGUAGAGUCGAGCAUGGCAAAGUGUCGCACUCACACGGACUGCAAAGCUCAGGGUCUGGUGCUGAUAACCCCGGGGACCAAAGAGACCGAUAAUGUCUGUGGAGCCCCUUCCUCUUUGCCUCUCUCUACAUCCACGCUACUGGGGCCUGAACAGGCUGUUGUACAUGAACCCAUGACUUCCUUACCCACUCCUUCAUCGUCCCUGAAUGGACCUGCCUAUAAAGGCGGCUACAGACAGUCAGCAGCCAUUCAACUGAGGGGAAACCUUGGUGGGGGAGACCACCGUGCAGAGGGGCUACUCCUCAGCAGGUUAAGCCUUCCCACCCCAUCCAAUCACGACUCACCACAGGUUACACAGCUCCCAGCUCACAAACAAAACAUAGACCUCGAACACCAACACGGGCAAACCAUUUUGGACCCUAUGCCAGGCUCCAACAAAAAGGCGGCAGAUAGUAUGGAGGGGGCGGAGAUAGUCAGAGUUGGUGUCAGUAAGGUAGCCGGGCAGGAGAGCGGAGGUGGGGGGAGUGGUGUGUCUAGCUACUACAGGCCCACUCGCAGGGGGUCCCCCAGGCCCAGCACCCAUGAUCACUUUGACAUCAACGAGCACCUCCCGUGGAUGAUAGUGCUGCUGCUCCUGCUGGUGCUGGUGGUAAUCGUGAUCUGCAGCGUGAAGCGGAGCUCUCGCGUGCUGAAGAAGGGGCCCGUGCAGGACCCCAGCAGCAUCAUAGAGAAGGCAAUUCGGAAGAAAGCAGCUGCGCCUCCAACGCAGCUUAAAGAGAAGUGGAUCUACUACUCCAACGGACAGGGAGUGGAUAUCCUGAAGGUAGUGGCAGCCCACGUGGGCACCCAGUGGGCCGACAUCUAUCAGUCACUGGCCAACGCCACGGAGAAGGAGAUGGCCGCCUUCUCCAAUGGCUACUCGUCGGAGCACGAGCGGGCGUACGCCGCGCUGCAGCACUGGACCAUCCGAGAUGGCGACGCCAACCUGGCCAAGCUGAUCAACGCCCUGCACAGACAGCGCCGCAUCGACGUGGUGGAGAAAAUCCGUUGUGUCAUGGAGGACAACCCACAGUUUGACAUCAACCAGCUGAUUACCUCAGUGAAUGUAAGCCAAAGCAUCAGUAUCACCAACAAGCCGGUCAGGUCUCCCAGCAGUGGCGGUAGUGGCAGCAACAGCAGCGGAAGCACUGGCGGGGUCAGUGGCGUGGCAGUGGAGCAGUCCCCGGACCGCACCAAGGGAUUCUUCCCCGACGAAUCGGAGCCGCUGCUCCGCUGUGACUCCACCUCUAGUAAAGACUCCGCCCUCAGCAGGAACAGCUCGUUCAUUACCAAAGAGAAGAAAGACACCGUGCUCCGACAGGUUCGUCUGGACCCGUGUGACCUGCAGCCCAUCUUUGACGACAUGCUGCACAUCCUGAACCCGGAGGAGCUGCACGUCAUCGAGGAGAUCCCAGCUGCAGAGGACCGGCUGGACCAGCUGUUUGAGAUCGCCGGGGUCAAAAGUCAAGAGGCCAGUCAGACACUGCUGGAGUCAGUCUACAGCCACCUUCCUGACCUGUUAUAGUGCAAGGAGGGAAGAAGAAAUCCAAUGGGCAAGGACCAGAACAAGUGUCUCUGUGGGAGGGAUAACUCCAAUCGGAUGGAGAGUGACAUUUCACAGUCACAUGAUUGGAGCUUGGUGUUUUAGAAGAGAUGGUGAUCUAUUUCACAUCUUGGCUCUUGAGUACUACGUUACCAGCCAGGUGGUAUUAUGAGUAUAGGAGUAUUUUGACCAGAACAAUGAUGCUUCAGAGCUUCCAAACUUUGUUAAUAUAUCCCAACUGACCAAUGCCUUUAUGGGGUUAGGUUCGUACCAAUCGUCCUGGCUUCCCCUGUAUUCAACAUAAUUUCAGCGUUAAAACAAACAGAAUAUUUAAGUCUGUGGUUAUUGCUACAUGAUUGCAAUAAAAGGAGACUACACACACACUAGUAAAUUAACUAUAACUCUAAAUGGUACUGGUAUUAUUAUUAAGCAUUUAAACGGUUUAGGAGGCUUGCAAACCACAAUCACAGAUAUUUUGGAAGAGUUGGUUCCUUUUCUCAGCACCCUCCUUUUUUGCAUUUGUGUUGACGUGGAGCAAGAGUCCGUGGGGAAUUUAUGCUGGUAACCUACCAGACCAGCAGGGGGCAGUGUCAGAUUAGACGGCUGAUCUGCUGCUCUGGAAACAAAACCAUUUAAAAAACAAAUACUAGAUUAAAUGUCUAAGUAACACAAUAUCACAUUAGUAGAGUCAUAUGCUUUUGGAAAAAAAGGAUCCAUAACUAUCAAAAAAGAGCAGUAAUUUCUGUAUUUGUUCCUUUGCAACCAAAUCCAUAUCUAAAAACAGUUUAGAUAUGUCGCUUUGGAUGCUCGGUCGCUGUUGGACGGAAGGACAGUAUGAAACCGACACCAGAUGUCUGCUCGCUGGCCCCAUUCGCCCCAACAAGUUUGAGAUUUUGGAGCUUCAUGUCUGGCUGUCUGAGUGUUUCCAACUAUUUUUUCUUCAUGCAGUGAUAUGUGGCUUCAUGCGGUGGAUAUAAAAAUCUUAAAAUGAUGCACUAAUUAUAUUUUUUAGAGAAAAGGCUGACUAUAUUUUCCCUUCAUGUCUUAUGCCAAUGACAAAAAAAAUAUUAUGUCGAUUGGUUUUCUACAUUCAGUCUGAUAACCUUAUUUUAGCACCACUUUGUUAUCAUUUUGACUUCACUGUAUUUAUUUAUAUUACCCUUUCCCCCGCUUGGCUUAAUGAUGAUAAUGAUGAUGAUGAUGAUGAGGAUGAGCUGGCCUGGAUGUAAGUCAUGCAUUACUCCAUACUUGAGAUCUACUUGUGUUACAUGAUUGAAAUGAGAUCGAAAUAAUGUGCUCUUUCAGUUCAUUCCAAGUUCCAAGUAAAUAAUAAAGCUGAAAUGCACCACCAAAAAAACCUCAUUGCCGUUUGGAGGGGAUAUUUCAGGCGCCAUGAGAGGAGAGGAGGAUAGACUCUGUUUUCACCAAGCCAGUUACUAUGGAAACGCAGGGGGUAUUAACCCUGAACUAAUGACUAUUUCAAGGAUUCCUGACAGCACGAAGGACCAGUGAUUUGUGGGAUGUUGACAAUGAUCAUGGGGAUGAUGGGAAUGACAAGUGUGAGCUUGCCCUCCACGAGGCUGUUGGGACUCUUUUAAUUGUAUUUUCUUCUAAGGAAGUCUGACAGAAUGAUGGUAAGGUUUGAAACGCACUUGUGGCUUAAGUGGAGGAGUUCAUUAACGUGUGUAACCACUAUGUUUACUACUAUGUAACCUCUUGAAUUCAACCAAUUAAAGCUCAAAGUAUUUGUCAUA
Messenger RNA from Pungitius pungitius (ninespine stickleback), 4208 nucleotides. RefSeq names its product tumor necrosis factor receptor superfamily, member 21 (gene tnfrsf21). Gene Ontology annotation, biological process: negative regulation of B cell proliferation; neuron apoptotic process; adaptive immune response. The transcript has 6 exons. The record is from RefSeq and is a predicted model, not a curated record. NCBI's taxonomy places the organism in Eukaryota, Metazoa, Chordata, Actinopteri, Perciformes, Gasterosteidae. Gene Ontology annotation, cellular component: plasma membrane. Gene Ontology annotation, molecular function: protein binding. The coding region runs from base 376 to 2436 and encodes 686 amino acids.